Hippocampus zosterae (dwarf seahorse) is the source of this 1045-nucleotide messenger RNA. It is a transcript of the gene mrpl46, whose product is annotated as mitochondrial ribosomal protein L46. The transcript has 4 exons. Gene Ontology annotation, molecular function: structural constituent of ribosome. Bases 16 to 915 code for a protein of 299 amino acids. Gene Ontology annotation, cellular component: mitochondrial large ribosomal subunit. The record is from RefSeq and is a predicted model, not a curated record. NCBI's taxonomy places the organism in Eukaryota, Metazoa, Chordata, Actinopteri, Syngnathiformes, Syngnathidae.
AAAUUAUAGUCAUGAAUGUCACAGAAGAAGAUGGCGGCUCCCUGUGCAAGGAUGGCGAGUUGGCCACUGCUUCGUUAUUUCUCCCGUUUUGAGAGGACCCCGAUCGCGAAUUCAGUUUUUCGCCCGUUUUCCAACAGUUCCCUUCGCCGUUCAAAUUUACGGAACAAAUUAGCGCCGGAAACACCGCGGUCCCCAUGGACUCUGAUGGCUGCGGUGUGUUUGCAGCGGCCGCCGGUCAUCUCUGCGGACUUGAGUCUCGUGGAGCAGCGCUUUGCUCGCCUGAUGCAGCAGAUGGAGCUGGAGAAAAGCAUCCUGUCUGAGCAUGAGCUCCGUCUGCUGGAGGACGCGGAGAGGCUGAGGAGAAAGCAGGCGGAUGAGGACGACGACGACGAUGACGACGAGCGCAAGGAGCAAGACAUUGUACUAACGCAGGACUUGGAGGACGAGUGGGAGCGCAAAUUCAAGACAUUCAGGCCUGCGCCAAGAACCACAGAUGACGCGGAUAAGGACCUGAGCUCGUCGGGGCGCCUGCUCUCCGACUCGCUGGUGCUGUUGGCCGAGCAGCAGGUGGGAAGUGACAAGCUGUGGCUGCUGCCUCAGGCCCAGUGGCGCCCGGGAGAGACGCUGAGGCACACGGCACAGAGGGCGCUCGCCUCCCUCGGAGAGCCCACCAUCAAGGCCAACUUCCUAGGCCAGGCACCGUGUGGCGUGUACAAGUACAAGCUGCCCAAAGCCGCCCGCAGCGAUACCUCGUUGGGCGCCAAGAUCUUCUUUUUCAAAGCCAUCCUGACACCAGACACCCCAACCAACGCGGAGCCCAACACCGCCCUCAUGUGGCUGAGCAAACGAGAACUGCAGCGCUUCCUGAAGCCGGCCUACAUGAUGAAGGUGGAGCGCUUCAUCCUGGGCCCAUGAGUCCCAAUAUUGGGUACACCCGCAUCAUCCAUACACAGGCUUGGUGCAAAUGAUGGUGCAGGUGUACCUAAUUACGUGUCUUUGCUCUUCCUUUUGUUGCUCAAAUAAAACUGUUUUUUUUUCCACCUGA